AAACGCAGCCUUUGAUGGAAGUCUCCUAUAAUUAUAUAUGAAAAAAAAAAUAUCUUAUUUAACUAGACAAGUCAAUUACGAACAAAUUCUUAUGACAAAUUAGUGUGACUAAACAAAUUAACACUAUAAGCAUACAUCCGAACAUGCUUGAUAAAUGGCAUUCAUCCGUCCCUCCAUGUUAAGACUGUUGUAAUCUCGUCCCCAGGCUCAAUUGCUACAGUGUACAGGUUGUUGUGGAGAGACGGCGACGGUUGGUGGACCGCUGUCACGACAAAUGCGCGGAGAGAUUCAGCGCGUGAAUUUGGCACGCAGUCGACGGUGCCAAGUAGAAUCAGACCUCUGGCUAGGAGUACAAUACGGCUUUGGAACUGAAGCUCCAGUCAAACUCUGCACUUCAACCUCACUGCCAACUGAAGCUCCAGUCAAACUCUGCACUUCAACCUCACUGCCAACUGAAGGUCUGAGCUUUCAGAACGACUAUUCAUUCCGGGACAAGACUGCGCUGGUAAGGAGUGCUACUGAUCUCGACGCAAAUCUUCUGGCAGUCCUUCCCAAAGUUUCAGAAUUAAAGAAACAUUUUGAAAGUGUUGUCUCUAUUGAUUUGGACAUGGACAGCAGGAAGGAGAGGAUAGCCAGGCGUCUGGAGGGUAUAGAGAGUGACGUUCCUCCUGCCCUGACGCCCAGCUGUGCCGGCCUGGUGGUCAACCGUAUCCUGGAGGAGGACCUGCCACGAUACGCCCGGGCCUCAGACCCCUGUGAGCCAAUCAUGGUGAAACGUUACAGCAGAGAAGACAUGGAGAUCCCACAGAUGCAGGUGUCCUCCCCAGACAGACGGUCCAGGGCCAGACCGGAGGACCAGCCUGGACCAGCCGCCCAGCCCCACACGGAGCCCGUCCUAUCCCUCCCUGGCGGCCCAGUGGACCCAGUCAGCUCCAAGGCUGAACGGAUCGCCCGCUACAAAGCCGAGCGCCGUCGCCAACUCUCUGAGCGUUACGGCGUCGUCCUGGAUCAGGAGAUCAACAUGGACUACUCCCCCCGUUACUCGCGCUCACGUAGAGAGUCUGACGUCUCCAACAGAGGGGCCCCAGCAGUCACCGAGAGUAGCAGAGAUAGAGAGGAGGUGGAGGAGGGAAGAGAAGGAGGGAGGGAGAGUUCUCGCAGGGCUCCCUACAGCUCCAGACUGGGCCGGGUCUUCAUGCAGGCUCACCCUGCUGAGGCUGACAAAGCUCCUGCCCCAGGCCACGGUUCUGCCCAUACCCAGACCGCUCCGCCCACCCAGGCCCCUCCGCCCACCCGGGCCACCACCUUCUCAGAGCGGGAGAGGAUGAUGAAUCUGGAGAACUAUCGGCUGGCCCAGGAGAGGACAAUGGCAGGAGGGCCCAGAGGAGCCAGCAGUAGGCCACAGGAUACCCUCCAUACCCAACCCCAGCAGACCAUUCCCCAGGCCAGCCCUCUGGACCAGCAUCUCAGUCCCCCUUCAUCCAGGGCCUCAUCCAGGGCCUCAUCCAGGGAGUCUUACAGAGUGGAUGCCGUCCCCAGCUCCCCCCUGACAGCCCGCCGAGCCUCCCUGCCCUACGGCAUCUCCCCCGGGGACCUGUUCAUCGAACAGCAGGCUCAGGCUGUCCUCAGCAGACAUGGCCUGGCAGCCUUGUCUCAGAGCGACUGGUCUCUCCAGACAGACUCCGAAGGUGAUGCUGCCUCUCAGUCUCUUAUCAGCUGGCCAUCCAGGUCACAUAUGACUCCAAUAGAGCUACAGAACCCAGAAGCUGACGAAGACAAGCUUGAUGAGAGAGCUAAGAUGAGUGUGGCUGCUAAGAGGUCCCUUUUUAGGGAGCUAGAGAGGAUCACAGGUAGCAUUCCCAGACCACGGUCCCGUGAGAGGCGUCUGUUACGAGUCCAAGACCGCUCGCGCACACAGCCUAUCCCCAACAAGGAAGUGGGCAUCGCUCACACUGUUCCUGCUAUGUCCUCACAAACGGUGAUGGUCCACUCCACAGUAGCACCUAUCCCCAGUCCCACUGUAGUCAGCACCAUCACAACCAGCUUGCAGGAGGCGUCACAGCACGACUCCAGGGUGCGGAGCAUUGGGGAGCAGGAGAGGGAGGCCCAGUCAAGGCAGGAAGGAGAAGGACCAGGGCCUGAGAGGAUGAUGGAGGACCUGGGUCCAGAUGAGCCUGACCUCUCCACUCUCAGCCUGGUGGAGAAGAUGGCCCUGUUCAACCAGCUGUCCACGCAGCCCUCCAAGCCUGCCGCUAAGGGGUCUGGGGCCUCCAGGGUGGACACCCGCCAGCGUAGGGCAAACUCCCGCUUCCAGACCCAGCCCAUCACCCAGGGAGAGGUGGCUCAGCUGCAGAAUGGAGACCGGGUCAAGCUAGAGCCUCUAUCCGUUUCCUUGGUCCGCUCCGUGGCAUCCGUCAGCUCACAGCUCUCGGUUGCCACAGUAACCGCGGUGAACUCCGGCAUGGGUGACCACUUGGGGAAAUCUACGGCCGUCCCCUACAACCCCCCUGCCCCCACCACUACCACCCUGGACAGAGGGGUGAGGUACUUCAGCCUGACCCAAGGUGGAGACUCCUCCAGUGUCCCUGAACCAGAUGUGUACUCCCCUGGCCUUUCCCUGUCAGAGCAGCAGCAGGCUCACAGCAGAGCAGACAGAGGAAGGGCUCCCGGAGCCGGUCGCUCGUUCACUGGCUACAGAGAGGAGGAGGAGGAGGAUGUAUCGGGAGGAGGGACCAGAGAGGAGAGGGAGAGCCGUAGUGGUCGUGGAGGCAGGGAGAGCAGAGACAGCAGGCAGCAGCGGUAUCAGCCCACAGCCCCAGAGCAACAGCCCCAGAGCACCACAGCCCCAGAGCCCCAGCUACCUCAGGCUCAGCAGCGGCACGCCAGCGGUAGCCACGAAAGGGACGCGGAUCACACCAGUGUGUCAUUGAGAACUGCCACAACAGUGGUGUCGUCCAGGAGGGUCUCUCACAGCGCCAGUGUCCAGCAGCAGCAGGUUCAGUCUUUCACCCAGCUUCCCCAGACUCUGCCCAAACCUUACACCCAACAACCCCCACAAACUCAACUCCAGCCCCAUCCCCAGCCUUACGCUCAUCCACCUCAGCUCCAUCCCCAGCCUUACUCUCAUCCACCCCAGCCCCAUCCCCAGCCUUACUCUCAUCCACCCCAGCCCCAUCCCCAGCCUUACGCUCAUCCACCUCAGCUCCAUCCCCAGCCUUACUCUCAUCCACCCCAGCCCCAUCCCCAGCCUUACUCUCAUCCACCCCAGCCCCAUCCCCAGCCUUACGCUCAUCCACCUCAACCCCAUCCCUUCACCCAGGCACUUUCAGCCCAGCCCAAGCCCCAGGAAAGGGAGAGACGAUUCACCCAGCCAUUACCCAAGCCCUACUCUCAGAUAACCCCUCAUACUCAACCCAAAGCCCAGUCCUUCCCCCAGCCUCCUCCGCCCCCUCCCCAGACCACUCCCCAGACCCUACCCGAGCCCACGUCCUUCCCCCAGUCCCUGGUCAAGUCCAAGUCCAUGCCUCUGGACAGCAGUGAAGUCUUCGCAGGACACAGUGUGUCCGACCUCCUCUCCCCCGCCAAGACAGAGCUCUCAGAGAUGUCCGCCAAGCAGAUGUCCAUCAAGGAAAGGCUGGCCCUGUUGAAGAAGAGUGGUGACGAGGACUGGAGGAACAGGAUGAAUAAGAAAAAGGAAGUGGUGACGGUUUCUGUGACUGAGAGACACUCCACAGUACAGGGAUGGGAGGCAGCACAGACCUACAAGAAGGAGGAAAGGAUGGUUAUUGAUGGUUUUGCUGCUGUCACUGUGUCUGAACAGCUGUGGGGGAAAAGACAUUGUGAACCAGCUAAAGAUUUGACUGGGGAACCCUCCCCCCGUCUGCUUCAGCCCUGGACCCCCCAUCAUGACUUCAGACUUGAUUUAUCCAAAAUAAUCUCUGAACCUGUCUUUUCCUCCACAUAUUCUCCUCCCAUCUCUCUUGGCCAUAAGUGCCAAGUUAUUGACCCUCGCAGUCAGGGGAUGGGAAAGGAGAUGGAGAUCCAGGCUCAGAUGUCCAUAGAGGAGAGGAAGCAGAUCUCUUCAAGGGACGAGGCCUGGGAGUCGACAGGAAAGGGCGUGGCCAACAACUCUACCCAGUACACUGCGACCGAACACAUGGUCAAGAAAGUGGCAGAUCUUCAGGAGACCACUCUGACAGUGACCGAGAAGGCUGUGAAGGAGGUGAUGAGGAUGGACGAUGAGAUCUUCUCCAAGUUCUACAGUCACGUGGCUGAUUUCCCACGCAUGCCCAGCAGGAUCGAGAUCGACGAUGACUUUGAUGCCAUCUUUGGCACUCCGGCACCAAAGUUGAUCUCAGCCUUAGCGCAGCACAAACGGGCUGUGAGACCGUCUAGGAACGUCCAGUCGUCUAAGAACCCUCUGAAGAUGCUGGCGGCCAGGGAGGACAUCAGACACGAGUACACUGAGCAGAGACUCAACAUCGGCCUCAUAGAGAGCAAGAGGAUGAGGGAUGAGAAGUUGAAUACUAGUACUCAGAUGUACUCGGAUGCGGCCCUGGCUGGGCUGUCCAGUAAGGAGAACUCAAACAAAGUGAGUCUGAGGAGCGUCAACAUCUCCGAGCAGAUGUCUAACAACAGCGCUGUGCCCUACAAGAACCUCAUGUUGAUGCAGGUCAAAGGCCGCCGUCACGUUCAGACCAGACUAGUGGAGCCCAGAGCCUCAGCCCUGAACAGUGGAGACUGUUUCCUGUUGGUUACUCCUCAGCACUGUUUUGUCUGGAUGGGAGAGUUUGCUAACGUUAUAGAGAAAGCCAAAGCCUCUGAGCUGGCCACGUGUAUCCAGACUAAGAGGGACCUGGGCUGCAGAGCGAGCCAGAUCCAGACCAUCGAGGAGGGGGUCAACCCCCAGAACCAUGCAGCCACAGAGUUCUGGAAGACCCUGAGAGGGCAGCAGACCUACCAAUCCGCGGGGCCACUGGAGGAAGAUGAGCUGUUUGAGAGUGCCAUCGUGGAGACAAACUGCAUCUUCCGUCUGCUGGAGGAUAAACUGGUUCCUGAUGAUGAUCAGUGGGGGAAGGUUCCACGCAGCACACUACUGCAAUCCAAAAAGGUGCUGGUGUUUGACUUUGGCAGUGAGGUGUAUGUGUGGCACGGUAAGGAGGUGACUCUAGCCCAGAGGAAAGUAGCCUUCCAGCUGGCCAAACACCUGUGGAACGGAACCUUUGACUACACCUGCUGUGACAUCAAUCCUCUGGACCCUGGAGGAUGUAACGCACGCAUACCCUGGAAGGGCCAGGGGCGUCCUGACUGGGCCAUAUUCGGCAGGCUGACACAGCACAAUGAGACAAUCCUGUUCAAGGAGAAGUUUCUGGACUGGACAGACACUAAGAAACCACAACCAAAGAACAGCAACCUACAAGUCACUGAGCAGAAGGAUUUGCCAGGGUGCGUGUGCAGGCCGUAUGAUGCAGCGUUGAUGCUUCCUGUACUCCAGACAGCUGUCAGCACGGUGUUGGAUGGGAUGAACGUGGGCCGAGGCCACGGCUCUGUGGAAGGAGAGGACAGGAUGAGGACUCUAGAGAUCAGCACAGUGUCUGUAGAUGUCUGGCACAUCCUGGAGUUUGACUACAGCCGGCUGCCCCAGCAGAGUAUAGGCCACUUCCACGAGGGAGACGCGUACGUUGUGAAGUGGAAGUACAUGGUGAGCGCAGCAGUUGGCAGGAGGCAGAACCCGGAGCUGAGGAGCUCCGAACCGGUGAAAGAACAGGGCUGCUACUUCUUCUGGCAGGGACGGAACUCCACCGUGAGAGAGAAAGGAACGUCAGCACUGACGACAGUGGAGCUGGAGGAGGAGAGAGGGGCCCAGGUCCAGGUACAGCAGGGGAAGGAGCCUCCUUGUUUCCUGCAGUGUUUCAACGGGGGGAUGAUUAUACACGGUGGGAAGAGAGAGGAGGAAGAGGAGAACAUACAGACUGAGUGGCGUCUGUACUGCGUGCGGGGGGAGGUCCCUGUAGAGGGACACCUACUGGAGGUGGUCAGUCACUGCAGCAGCCUUCGCUCCAGGAGCUCCAUGAUCCUCCUCAACGUCAACAAGGCCCUCAUUUACCUGUGGCACGGCUGCAAGGCCCAGCAACACACACGGCUGGUGGGCCUCACCGCAGCUCAGAGGAUCGAAGAACAAUGUCCGUUGGAGGCGGGGCUCCACAGCAGCAGUAAGGUGACCAUUACAGAGUGUGACGAGGGAUCAGAGCCCACGGGAUUCUGGGAUGCUGUAGGGAUUAAAGACCGGAAAGCCUACGAUUGUAUGCUGCAAGAUACGGGUAAAUUCAACUUCACCCCUCGGCUGUUCAAGCUGAGCAGUUCUUCAGGGCAGUUUGUGGCUACAGAGUUCUACCACCCCUCCAGAGCUCCAGACAUGGUCAGCUCUCUGCCCUUCCUACAGGAGGACCUGUACCGCGCCUCCCAGCCUGCUCUGUUCCUGGUGGAUAACUUCCAUGAGGUGUACCUGUGGCAGGGCUGGUGGCCCCAGGACAGCGAGAACCCCAGCUCCACCAGGAUAAGAUGGGACAUGGACAGGAAAUGUGCCAUGGAAACAGUGCUGCAGUACUGCAUGGAGAAUAAUGAGAAGACGUCUCAGAAGUCGUAUCUGAUCCAUGCUGGUCUGGAGCCUCUCACUUUCACCAACGUGUUCCCAAGCUGGGAGCACAGAGAGGACAUUGCUGAGAUCACUGAGAGGGAGGUGUGUAACCAGAUCAUCCUGGUGGAAGAUGUGCUGGCCAGGCUGUGCCAGAACACCUAUCCCCUGGCUGAGCUGUUGGCACGCCCACUUCCUGAGGGUGUCGACCCCCUCCGCCUGGAGCUCUACCUAUCAGACCAGGACUUUGAGAAGGCGUUGGACAUGAAGAGAGAGGAGUACGAAGGAUUACCAGGGUGGAAGCAAGUCAACUUAAAGAAGGCUAAAGGACUGUUUUAGUGUAAGUUAACCUGACGAUGGUUGUGGAGAGAAGAAGAAAUUCAACAACUCUUGGAGGACAGUGGAAGUUGAUAAAAUACUUAUUUAUUGUUAAGACCAACCUGUUUCAUCAGGUUGGUUGUGGAGAGAAGAGGACACAGAGACCGAUGUAGGCCACCAGGCGGUGUCACCCAUCCAGCCCUUCCCAGCGGUGUGACUGAACACCUAGCUGGCAGCACUUUAAAUCGGAGGAUGUGAUCAUCGUUUAGGUGGAAUGGAAUCAAUGGAACCGUAUCAAACGCAUGGGUUUUUACAAGAGAGUUUGAUACAAUUUCAUUCACUCCGUUCCAGUCAUUAUUAUGAGCGUCCUCCCCUCACCAGCCUCCUCUGCUGAACACACUCUCAGAUACGAUAAGUGGGAGAAGAGGACAGAGGCUGGGUUGGGGGAUCUGCUAAGGUGUGCUAGCCUCAUGUAGCAUCAUGUUUUUAACUUUUAAUUAUGUAACUAUGUAGGAAAAUCCUGCUUAGCACAUUUUCUCAGUGGCUUAUCAGGAACUGUACAAGCAGGACUUGCUCUUUCUCCCUGUGUCUCUCUGUCUCUCUGUGUGUUUCAUACUGUACUACUGUGUAUGUAGACACUGUACUAAGUCUCCUAGAAGCACUUGCUAUGUCACCACUCCUGCCACGUGAGUUGAAGAGGACAGUCAGCAACUCUGGGAGGUCAGUGGAAGUUGUUAAAAAUGCUGCUUUAUUGUUUAAAAUAAACUUGUUUAAAACGGCCCGUAGCCUUCAUCAGGGUUUUACACGUAGGAAAAUGAAGAUGGCCGACAGAACUAUAUACCAUGGACAUCGUCAAUGACAUCAUCAAUGACAUCAUCGGUCGGACACACCGCUGUGGUCUCUGGCUUGGUGGUGUUUGUGAAGUCUUUCACAGAUUCACAAAGUAUUCAUACCCCUUGACUUAUUCCACAUUUUUUGUUGCCUGAAUUCAACAUCUAUAAAAUAGAUAUUGUUCUCACCCAUCAACACACAAUACCUCACAAUGACAGUGAUUUCAAAUGAAAAACAGAAAUACACCCCUGAGAAUACUUUGUAGAAGCACCUUUUGCAGCUUUAAAAAAUUUGUUUGUAAACAUUUUGAAUAAAUAAUUUCACUUUGACAUUAUGGGGUGUGUGUGUGUGAGUGUGUGUAGGCCAGGGACCAAAAAAAAUCCAAAUGUAAUCCAUUUUAAAUUCAGGCUGUAACACAACAAAAUGUGGAAAAAGUCAAGGGGCUGAAUACUUUCUGAAUGCAAUGUACAUCAAUGUAUGUAAAACUGUAUUCAACUUGAAAGUUCUGUGUCAGUAGGAACUUUUUUCUCCCCCUUGUCUACGAUGUCUCAAAAGGUGAUAACAUGCCGAGUAUGUACCUUUUUAGAUUCAAAUUCUCCGGUAUGGUACCUGGGCUGUCAUAAUGAUGUCUAAGCUUCACAGGUACCUGAGAAAUGUCAACGGUUGUAUUUUUACAGGCAUGGAAUUCUUCAUGGGGGGGGGAAAACCUGAUUUAUGUGGAUGUAAUAGUGCCUUGCGUUUGUGUACAGUUUAUAUACAGGAAUUGUCAUCUGCGUUUUCAAAGACUUUAGUGAAUAAACAAAAUUGCAAAUCCCAAAAUCCAAA
Oncorhynchus mykiss (rainbow trout) is the source of this 8608-nucleotide messenger RNA. The record is from RefSeq and is a predicted model, not a curated record. Lineage: Eukaryota; Metazoa; Chordata; Actinopteri; Salmoniformes; Salmonidae.